Messenger RNA from Trichobilharzia szidati, 182 nucleotides. The record is from the annotation of a GenBank genome assembly. Lineage: Eukaryota; Metazoa; Platyhelminthes; Trematoda; Strigeidida; Schistosomatidae.
AUGGAGAACAGAUUUAAAGAGUUGCAAUGUGCCUAUAUCAGGUCGUUGAUUAAUCUGCGAACUUCAUUAUCUAAAGAAGUGUCUACCUCUGUUUCUAGAAUCAGAAGACAAUUUCAACGAGCUCAAAAUGGUGUUGACAGCGAAGUCCGUCGCUUGCAGGACGAGAACGAAUCUUUAAGAAG